GGCAGGAAAAGACGGGAAAGCCGGGCCACUCUCGUGGCGCCCUCACACCCACUCUCCGUCCUUGGCCUUCCUCCGCGCACCACCUCCCAGUCCUGGCGGAGCAGUAGCUGGACCCGAGCACCCGCAAGACCGCGGGGAGCGACCGUGCAGCUGCCAGGAGGGGGCGCCCAACUCCCCUGAGCCGGGGCUGGAGGGCGGGCUUUGCGCGGGAUCCCGCCGCAGCCCAGUGGGAGGCUGUCUCGGCGGGCGGAGUGCCCCCUUCUGCCGGAGAGCGAUGCUCCUCUGAGUGCCCGACACAGCAGCCCUGAGACUGGCGGCAGGGGUUGAGGUCAUUCUCUCGCGGGCCAGGGCCGGGCGACUCUUUAUUUGCCGGAUUUGGUAGUUGAAAGGUGAAAGAGAACCCUGAGAUCCCCCAGCGAAAAUGUGUUGCGGCCCCUGUGGAAGGAGUCAACUUUCAGGCUGUUAAAGUCCUCGAGUCAUUAGCUUCAGCUGCUGCACUAAAGGGGCAAGCCAGCGCCUCUAAGUGGCUUAGCGCACAAACGAGGCUCCCGAGACGGCCGCGGCAACUCCAUCCGCUCUUCCACCACCGGCUGCACGUGAAUUGCUCUCCGGAGCCCAUCUCGGCACAGCCUACGAGACAGCAAUAUCAACACCUCUUGACAUGGAAGUGCACUGAUACAAUAGGCAAAAGAAGCACUCGAUUGCCUCUCCCGGUUCCAGGUGGCCUUAUUUGGGCGAUUCGUUCCUGACCUUAUUCCUGUGAUGGAGGAUUCAGGCAUCCAGAGGGGCAUCUGGGAUGGAGAUGCCAAGGCUGUCCAGCAAUGUCUAACAGAUAUUUUUACCAGCGUUUACACCACCUGCGACAUCCCUGAGAAUGCUAUAUUCGGUCCCUGCAUCCUGAGCCAUACUUCCCUGUAUGACAGCAUAGCUUUCAUUGCGCUCAAGUCCACAGACAAGAGAACAGUCCCCUAUAUCUUCCGGGUAGACACCUCAGCAGCAAAUGGUUCUUCGGAAGGUCUCAUGUGGCUGCGUCUCGUCCAAUCAGCCAGAGAUAAAGAGGAACAGAACCUUGAAGCCUAUAUAAAAAACGGACAGCUGUUUUACCGCUCUCUCCGCAGGAUUGCCAAAGACGAGGAGUUACUAGUUUGGUACGGGAAAGAACUGACUGAGUUACUCUUGCUCUGCCCCUCUAGAUCCCACAGCAAAAUGAAUGCAGGGUCGUCCCCUUACACAUGCCUGGAAUGCAGCCAACGUUUCCAGUUUGAGUUCCCCUAUGUGGCGCAUCUGCGCUUCCGCUGCCCCAAGAGACUUCACAGCGCUGAUGCCAGCCCCCAAGAAGAGCAAGGCGGCGGCGUGGGCACCAAGGAUCACGGGGGCGGGGGCGGUGGCAAAGACCAGCAGCCGCAGCAACAGGAAGCGCCCUUGGGCCCCGGCCCCAAGUUCGGCAAAGCCGGACCUAUCCACCACUACCCGGCCCCCUCCCCCGAGGGCAGUAACCAGCCCGCGGCAGGCGGCGGCGGCGGCGCCAAGCCCUCCACGGACUUUCACAACCUGGCCCGGGAGCUCGAAAACUCGGGGGGAGGCAACAGCUGCUCCCCCGUCCGGGGCCUCGGUGGCGGCGGCGGCGGCGGCGGCCACCAGGAGGCGGAGCUGAGUCCCGACGGCAACGCCACAAGCGGCGGCAAGGGGAAGAGGAAAUUCCCGGAGGAGGCGGCGGAGGGGGGCGGCGGCGUGGGGCUGGCGGGGGGCCGGGGCCGCUUCGCCGAGCGGCCCCUGACCGCCUCCAAGGAGGACUUGGUGUGCACCCCGCAGCAGUACCGCGCCUCGGGCAGCUACUUCAGCCUGGAAGAGAACGGCCGCCUCUUCGCGCCGCCCAGCCCCGAGACGGGCGAGGCCAAGCGCAGCGCCUUCGUGGAGGUGAAGAAGGCGGCCCGAGCGGCCGGUCUGCAGGAGGACGCGGCCGCCGACGGCGGGGGCGCGGCCGCCGAAGACCAGGACGCGGGCGGCGGCGGCGGCGGCGGCUCCUCCACGCCCGUGGCCGCUUCGCCGGCAGGCGCCGACAAGCUGCUGGCCCCGCGGCCUGGGGGCCCGCUGCCCGGCCGGCUGGAGGGCGGCAGCCCGGCGCGGGGCAGCGCCUUCACCUCGGUGCCGCAGCUGGGCGGCGCGGGCGGCAACGGGGCGGGCGGCGGCGCGGGCGCCGGGGCCUCCGGCGGAGCGGGCGGCGGCCAGGGCGCCGCGUCGGACGAGCGCAAGAGCGCCUUCUCGCAGCCGGCGCGCUCCUUCUCCCAGCUGUCCCCGCUGGUGCUGGGCCAGAAGCUGAGCGCGCUCGAGCCGUGCCACCCCGGCGACGGCGUGGGCCCCACCAGACUCUACCCCGCCGCCUCCGACCCUCUGGCCGUGAAGCUCCAGGGGGCCGCGGACCUGAACGGAGGUUGCGGGGCCCUGCCGAGCGGUGGCGGCGGCGGCCUGCCCAAACAGAACCCCUUCCUCUACGCCACCGCCUUCUGGCCCAAGAGCUCCGCUGCCGCCGCGGCGGCGGCCGCGGCGGCCGCGGGGCCCCUGCAGUUGCAGCUGCCCUCGGCGCUCACGCUGCUGCCGCCUUCCUUCACCUCGCUGUGUCUGCCCGCGCAGAACUGGUGUGCCAAGUGCAAUGCCUCCUUCCGCAUGACCUCCGACCUGGUGUACCACAUGCGGUCGCAUCACAAAAAGGAGUACGCGAUGGAGCCCUUGGUGAAGCGGCGGCGGGAGGAGAAACUCAAGUGCCCCAUUUGCAAUGAGUCCUUCAGGGAGCGCCACCACCUCUCCAGGCACAUGACCUCGCAUAAUUGACACGGAAAGGACCCUAGCUUUCCACGCGCGCACAGUCACAGUCAAGCCACCUACAGGAAAAACACGCGAGGACAUCCACCACCUCCUUGUGACCUGAAACAUUGCACCCAAAGACAGACACACACACACACAUACACGUGCCACCCCAACCUUCUCAUUGACCUGUUUACCCGAGACCUGCAUUAUACACGCAGACACACACACGCACGCACGCACACACACGCACGCACGCAUACAAGACAGGAUGGUGGAUUUUUGAUUGGGUGGGUUGUUCGAGGGGUUUUCUUUUGAAUGCACGCAUUUUCACUUUCCAAAAACAAAGGUACAUUUUUAAAAAUGUCAUAUAUUGCAACAUAUUGAUGCAUUUGUCAUACGUUUCUACUUAAAUUAUUAAGCACUUACGGUUUAGAUGUAAUAAUUAUAUGUAAGGGCAAAAUUUAUUUUAGAUAUAAAGUAAAGGAGGAAGGUGAGAUGCUUUCUGCAUUUCUUGAUGACAGUUUGUGUUCUUACAAAAAAAUAAAAUAAAUAAAAAGGGGUCACCAUUCAAUUUAAGUUUCCAGGGGGAAGUGCAUGUAUCAUGAAAUGAUUAUGGACUUCAAUGAAGAAUGUCAUCAUUAUGUAAAUAUGUAUUUCCUUUUAAUACAAAGUGUAAUUUUGUGCCAGUGAAAUGGAGUCUGAAUAGUUAUGUGUUUCUUUUAUCCCUGGAAAGAUUUAUUAAACUUUAUAGAUUAUCCAGG
This is a messenger RNA of Acinonyx jubatus (cheetah), 3566 nucleotides long. It is a transcript of the gene PRDM8, whose product is annotated as PR/SET domain 8. Gene Ontology annotation, biological process: regulation of DNA-templated transcription. The record is from RefSeq and is a predicted model, not a curated record. The transcript is spliced from 7 exons. Gene Ontology annotation, cellular component: nucleus. Bases 763 to 2829 code for a protein of 688 amino acids. Lineage: Eukaryota; Metazoa; Chordata; Mammalia; Carnivora; Felidae. Gene Ontology annotation, molecular function: protein binding.